AUGUCACUUAUAUGCAACCUUCCCAACCCACCCUUGCAUCCACCGCUCCUCUCUCCCGGGUUCGCUAUCGGUGCAUCCACCCUCUUCACCUUCACCUACGUCGCCUCCCUCUACCUCUCCCCCGCCGGACGGCUCGCCAACAAACCCGACCUCGAUGGAAGGAUCAUCGAUCGAGACCAUCCCAUCGUCAUCCGAGCUCGCAUCAAGACCGCAUCCUUCGCAACGGCUUUUACACUUCUGGCUACAGGUAUCGGGUUGUGGGUUAAAGGAGUGGUACCUCGUUCUGGGUGGUUGUUGGAUACGUUGAAUGUAGCAAGACUCUUGGGUCUACCGUUGCCGGUUCCUACAGUCUUGUCUUCUUCGACGUUGCCGUUCGAUCCACCUCUCUUGCAAUACGGCAGCAUCGUGGGGAAGCACAUCUUUGCACCACUGCUCUUGACACUAUCGCUGUUCCUAGGACCACUCUACGUAUCCUACCUCGAUCGCACACUGCCCUUCCAAUCCCGCUUUUCCUUUCAGCACGACGUAGUCUCCAAAUUCACCUCCCUCACCGGUGUGCGCAACUACACCGUCGGACCACUCACCGAGGAACUCGUCUUCCGAUCCUCCAUCCUAACACCCCUUUUCUUCGCCUCCAUCCCCACAUCCUCCCUCAUCUUCCUCACCCCUCUCCUUUUUGGUAUCGCACACCUCCACCACGCCUACAACAACUACCUCUCCGGUUACUCCCUUUCCAGAUCGCUUCUCGUAGCAACGCUUCAGUUCUCCUAUACGGGUGUAUUCGGUUGGUACGCCAACUUUUUAUUUUUACGAAGUGGCAGUGUUUUGCCGGGGAUAGUAGCUCAUGUGGUGUGCAACGUCAUGGGACUACCCGAACCGGUAGCAGCGGGGGAAAGACAUACCAAGAAACGUGGUUGGAUAUGGUUCGCACACGCCGUAGGAGUGGUAGCAUUUGCAAAGGCGUUGAUGCCGUUGACCAGCGAAAGGGUUUUCGGAGGUUCCUUGUAUUGGCGAUGA
Messenger RNA from Pseudozyma hubeiensis SY62, 1017 nucleotides. RefSeq lists its product as hypothetical. The record is from RefSeq and is a predicted model, not a curated record. Lineage: Eukaryota; Fungi; Basidiomycota; Ustilaginomycetes; Ustilaginales; Ustilaginaceae. Gene Ontology annotation, molecular function: metalloendopeptidase activity. Gene Ontology annotation, biological process: CAAX-box protein processing. Gene Ontology annotation, cellular component: endoplasmic reticulum membrane. The coding region runs from base 1 to 1017 and encodes 338 amino acids. The transcript has a single exon.